Molecule: messenger RNA, 529 nt
Organism: Leptopilina boulardi
Lineage: Eukaryota; Metazoa; Arthropoda; Insecta; Hymenoptera; Figitidae
Gene: HSPC300
Product: probable protein BRICK1-B
Exons: 4
Coding region: 144-374 (76 amino acids)
Biological process (GO): actin filament organization; cell motility; regulation of actin polymerization or depolymerization
Cellular component (GO): SCAR complex
Molecular function (GO): protein-containing complex binding
Source: RefSeq, a predicted model, not a curated record
AUUGUUUUCUUUUAUAUAAUAUAUAAAUUUGUGUCAUAAAGAAUUUAGAAAAUAUUUACUAAUAGUUCUUUAAUUAAGAUAAUAAUGUUGAAAAAACAAAAUGUUUAUUAAGUCUUUUUGCUUUAGUAAAAACUAUAAUUACAAUGUCAUCUACUCACCGGGAAGCAAUUCAGAAACAAAUUCAACAAGACUGGGCAAACAGAGAAUAUAUUGAAGUCAUAACUGGCAGUAUUAAAAAAAUAACAGACUUUUUAAACUCUUUCGAUAUGUCCUGCAGAUCACGAUUAGCAGUUUUAAAUGAAAAACUUACUACUCUUGAACGUAGGAUAGAAUAUUUAGAAGCACGUGUAACAAAAGGAGAAACUUUAACAUGAAUUGUUUGCCAUGGAAAAUUUUAUAUUAUAUUUAUCCAAAUAAUUUUUUACUUUUUUCUAUUAUAUAAAAUUGUAUAUACCUACAUAUAUAUAUAUAUAUAUCAGUUUAAUUUACAUCAAACUUUUGAAUUAAAUUAAUAAUCAGAAAAAUUUAA